This is a messenger RNA of Trematomus bernacchii (emerald rockcod), 6724 nucleotides long. It is a transcript of the gene foxp1b, whose product is annotated as forkhead box P1b. NCBI's taxonomy places the organism in Eukaryota, Metazoa, Chordata, Actinopteri, Perciformes, Nototheniidae. Gene Ontology annotation, cellular component: nucleus. The record is from RefSeq and is a predicted model, not a curated record. Gene Ontology annotation, biological process: regulation of transcription by RNA polymerase II. Bases 713 to 2758 code for a protein of 681 amino acids. Gene Ontology annotation, molecular function: DNA-binding transcription repressor activity, RNA polymerase II-specific; RNA polymerase II cis-regulatory region sequence-specific DNA binding. The transcript has 21 exons.
CACACUUUGAGCUAAAACUAAUGCAUAUCAUUACAUUUCCCCAUAGAAAGGAACCUACUAAGUGCUACUGAAUUGUACUUGUGUGAUGUUUCUUAUGAAGGAUCCGCGAUGCAAUGAUCGUUGUUUACAGCAGGUGGAUAUGACGUCACGGACUUGGAACAUCAAAACAACAACAUCCAAAUCCGCGAUGCUUGCUUCUUUUCUUUUUUUUCCUCCUUCUUUGCUCGGCGUGUUAAAAAAAAUCUGAUAUGAACAUUAAGAAUCAGAGGAGCUAGUGCCUUUUCUGUGCACGAGGCAGAGGGAAACGAGUCGGCGAGUGUGAAACUCCACAUUUUGUUGCUCUUCUUCGACGCCCUCGAGUCCCCCUGGAUAUUGAGCGAGAGUGUUCUCAAGCUGCCGGCUCUGCCACGGUGAAGUCACACUGAUGUGGUUUUCGCGAGCUAUUCGUGGAAGGUGGUGACGGUAUCUUCCCCGACUCCUGAUGAUUCAGUUGACCUGAGACUCUGGAGUGCUCCUGCCCUCAAGACUGUGAGCUGGAUUCUGAUUGGAGGAAUGGAGUGCCAGUCUGUCCUGCAUAAGUGAUCGGCGAGGAGACUCCAGUGGUGACGUCCUGUGGAGCCACAGAUCAAAGGCGAGGAGGCUGUCCUACCACCGCCGCUGGAACUGAAGAUUGCUUUAAAUAAGCAAGUCCUCGCAGAAGGUUUCUCAAGCCAUGAUGCAAGAAUCUGGGACGGAGGCGACGAGCAACGGACUAGCCAAUCAGAAUGGAGGAGCGAGCGUGGAGGGUGGGGCUAACAGUGCCACGCCGUCAGUGGAGGUGACUGCCGCUGACCUCCUGCAUCUCCAACAGCACCAGGCUCUCCAAGUGGCUCGGCAGAUACUCCUCCAGCAGCAUCAACAACAACAGCAACAACAACAGCAACAACAACAACAACUGCACCAAAUCUCUGGCCGCAAAUCCCCCAAAGCCAACGACAAGCAGCAGAGCCUUCAGGUUCCAGUUUCAGUGGCUAUGAUGACACCCCAGGUAAUAACUCCUCAGCAGAUGCAGCAGAUCCUUCAGCAGCAGGUCCUGAGCCCUCAGCAGCUCCAGGUUCUCCUCCAGCAGCAGCAGGCCCUCAUGUUACAGCAGCAGCAACUCCAAGAGUUCUACAAGAAGCAGCAGGAACAGCUCCACCUCCAGCUCUUACAGCAGCAGCAGCAGCAGCAGCAGCAGCAGCAGCAUGCGGGCAGCAAGCAGAAUAAAGAGCAGCAGGUGUCCGCCCAGCAGCUGGCCUUCCAGCAGCAGCUCCUGCAGGUCCAGCAGGUCCAGCAGCAGCACCUGCUCAACCUCCAGAGGCAGGGGCUGCUCACCAUCCAGCCCGGGCAGACCGGCCUGCCGCUGCACUCCCUCACUCAGGGCAUGAUUCCAGCAGAGCUCCAGCAGCUGUGGAAGGAGGUUACAAACGCUCACGUGAAGGAGGAGCACAACAACAGCCACAACAACAACAACGGCCACCGGGGUCUCGACCUGUCCUCCCCGGCGCCGCCAAAGAACACCCACCUCAACCAUCACGCCUCCUCCAACGGGCAGUACAUGAGUCACAAGAGAGAAGCAUCCACGCAUGAAGACCAUUCCCACCACAGCCACCCUCUCUACGGUCAUGGAGUCUGCAAAUGGCCUGGAUGUGAGGCGGUGUUCGACGAUUUCUAUUCAUUCCUAAAGCAUCUUAACAAUGAGCACGCCCUGGACGACAGGAGCACGGCCCAGUGCCGGGUGCAGAUGCAGGUCGUACAACAGCUGGAGCUGCAGCUAGCGAAAGACAAAGAGCGUCUGCAAGCGAUGAUGACGCACCUUCACGUCAAGUCCACGGAGCCCAAAAACACCCCACAGCCGCUCAACUUGGUGUCCAACGUCACACUGUCCAAGUCGGCCCACUCAGCCUCGCCCCCCCUCAGCCUGCCCCAGACCCCCACCACCCCCACGGCCCCCCUCACGCCGCUGUCCCAGACCCACUCCGUCAUCACCGCCAACAGCCUCCACAGCGUGGGCCCCAUGCGGCGGCGCUACUCAGACAAAUACAACAUGCCCAUCUCUCCAGAUCUCAGUCAGAACAAAGAGUUUUACAUGAAUGCAGAGGUUCGACCGCCGUUCACGUACGCUUCGCUAAUAAGACAGGCAAUCCUCGAAUCUCCAGAAAAGCAGCUAACACUAAACGAAGUCUACAACUGGUUCACGCGAAUGUUUGCAUAUUUUAGACGCAACGCGGCGACGUGGAAGAACGCAGUCCGGCAUAAUCUUAGUCUUCACAAGUGUUUUGUGCGAGUAGAAAACGUAAAAGGGGCUGUGUGGACAGUCGACGAACUAGAGUUCCAAAAGAGACGGCCUCAAAAGAUCAGUGGAAGUCCCAACUUAGUGAAGAACAUUCAGACCAGCCUGGGCUACGGUCCCACCCUCUCUGCUGCCUUCCAGGCUUCAAUGGCAGAGAACAACAUACCUCUAUACACUACUGCUUCCAUUGGGAGUCCCACCCUCCACUCGCUGGCGCACGCCUUCCGCGAGGAGAUGAACGGGGCGAUGGACCAUGGAAACAGCAACGGCAGCGACAGCAGCCCGGGACGCUCGCCCCUGCCAGCUAUGCAUCACAUUAAGGAGGAACCACUGGACCCCGAAGACCACGAAGGGCCCCUCUCCCUGGUAACGACCGCCAAUCACAGUCCGGAUUUCGAUCACCAUAGAGACUACGACGACGACCAGGGCCACGACGACAUGCUGUAAGGCUAGCAGGGGCCCCACCUCCCACCACCCCCCCGACCCUCCAUCCUCCCCGGGGCCUCAGAGGCAGUCUGGGUAAUCUGGGAGACAGAAAAAAACGCUCGGCAGAUAACAAACACUGAACUGCAGUCUCAGCGCUCAAAUGUCUCCCAGUUCACUUUUUUAGUGCCAUUACAAAACACACACACUUUUCUUUCCUGAUUUCUUUCUACUUCUGAUUUAAGUAAAGCUUAAAAAGUGAAACUUCAUUUCUACUCCUGUGUGGGAUGGACUCCUUUGGUACGGGGGCGAUGCGUUCAGGGUCAGAGACCUUUAUUCGCCACGCAGCCAGGACGGACUGCACUCAGCGGACUGCAAGAGGGGGUCGUCUCCCCCCUUUUCUCUCUCCCUCUCUCACACAUCUGACCACAGACUCACAGAGAGAGAGAGUGACUGACGUUUAAUUUACACCGUGUGUGUGUAAACGACUUGUGUUCAUUGUCACUGCCUUCAACACUUCUCAUCGCUUUGAUUCCAUCGGGUGGGUUUUUAUUCGGGUGUUUUUGUUGUUUUUAUUGUCGGGGAGGGGUAAGAUGUUCUAAAAUAUCAACAUGAUGUGUCUUUUUCCAUUUUCAAUGUUCCUUUUUCUUUAAACUGAUCAGACCUCAUGCCCAUGCUGUGGAGAUUGUGUGUGGUCAGCACUUGAUGAUGAAUGUUUGUGAUUUUUUCUCUUCUUUAAAUACACACACAUGAAGCCGAAUGUCACGUACCGAGUAGUGUUUUUCUGUCAUUUAUUCCACGAAUCUUCAAAAAAAAGAAAAAGGGGAAAGAAAACUCUGAUGUGUAGCCCGCCCCUCCCCCCACCUGCUCAUGAAGUCCAUUGGCAAUGCACUACUCGUAAUGAAGGCUCUCUCCACGCAUCAAUGAAGUUUAAUUUAAGAUGCGAAUGAAUGACAGAGAAAUCAUGCAGGUUAUGAUUUAUCCUUAUGGAAUUACACUUUAAAACAGCCCCUCACGGCAGAGCGUGUCGAGCCGCAACACCAUUUCUGAUCACUUACUAGUUUUUCUUUUUUUUUAUACAAAGCAGGAUGGAAAUGUCAGGUGUGCGCCGGAGAGAUAAUGAUUUAGACCAACUAAUUGUGAUUCCUGAACACAACCUGCCAUUGUUAAUCAGACGUGUCUUCAGACGCUGUAAUUCCAUUCAGUGCUUGAUGAUAAACGUGCAUUCCCUGUAGUUUUAUUUGUAUCCCGCGCAUGACCAGUUUCAGUGAGGAUGAAAUAUUCAUUUUUUAUCAAAUGUAGAAUUUCCAAGACUUGCAAUAAGACCCAAACGUCGCACAUUCCAGCAUUUUGACAGCUAUCGUAAAGGGCCCAAACAUACAGUACAUGCCAUUUAUUUUAAAUGUGGAUACUCUGAUGUUCAAUGUCACCCAAAAAUAGUUGUAAUCCGCAGCAUUGAAUCAAUUCCUCAUUGUGAUGCAGCGAUUUCAGCUUAGGUAGAUCUCUACUAGACCAUGAAUUUCAAGACUGCAAUCAACCACUUUUUAUUUAUUAUUAUAAUUUUUCUUUGGCUUAUUUUUUCUUUCUGUUGAUGUGUUUAAUAUCUUGUUCUGUGACUACCAAAGAUAAACUACAAAGUCAAUGUUGUGUGUUCCAUGCAAUAUCAGAUAAGGCCAAAUAUCUCUCCUCUAGAAAGAAUCAAUGAGGGGGGGGGGGGGAUGCUCUUCAAACUGGUGUUUCAUUCAUUUAUUAUUAAAAACCAAAGGGGUGUGAAGAAGAGGGACGGCUGCAGUAAUGUUUGCAGUGACCAAAACGGAGCGGGGCGAUGACCAAAUUAGGAAAACGUUAGUCUUUUUGGGGCCAGUAAGAGGAAAAAGGGAGCGUUUCGGUGAGGAGAUUUGAACAUAAAGGGUAAAAUCGACGAGGAAAAAUAAACCGGUAAAUGGAAAAAGCUUUGCUAGGGAACAAUGUGAAACAGAUACUUCAACUGGACCAUGCUAUGAUUCUCUUUUCUUCAUUUUGUAUCCUUUGAAAUGAUUGUAAGCCACUUUUUCGGGGGGUUUUAAGCAUCUUUUUGGCUAUGAUUGUGUUCAGUUUCUUAUUACUUUUUUUAUAUUAAAAAAAAAAAACACUCCUGUCAACUAAUAAGCUGGGUACAAGGUACUUUAUGGCAGUUUUUAUUGUUAUUAUUUCACCGCUUAUUAAGUAAAAAACAAAAAAAAGGGCAAUCUGUGGUUUCCAGAAGUAUUUAAUAUCCAGGCAGCUGUGGGACGGGUCAGUUUCAGCUCGGACCGUGAGAACAGCCGAGCUCAUCCACAAACCGCCCCCCCCCCCCCCCCCCAACCGCCCCGUUCAUCUGGCUGCGUGUUUGGGAUCGAAAAAGGAGAAGAAGCGCUGGUAGAUUCUCAGCAUGCAUAGCUUGACGUUACUAAAGAUAACAGCAUGAGAAAAAAAACAUUUGUACGCAUACCUCAGUUCAAACCUAUAGGGAAUGAUUCAAUUAAAUGAGGGGAAAUAAAUAAACAUUUCACUCAGUUGCACUUAGUUGUAUGUCUUGCAUGUGUAGUCUGAUACUGUAGAGAGAAAACUACAAAAAAAAUGAAAUUAGAGUUUGUUUAUCAAAGGUUUCAUCCUUUUUUCAUUAUCAUUUUUUGCCAAACCAAUCCAAACCUCAGGCCUUUUGUUCAUCCUCCUGUCACUGUCCUCCGCUGUAAUGAUGGGUUGUUUUAAGGGCGUUCCAAUAUUCGGUUGUACAUACAUGUCGGUAAAGUCUCUGUCUUUUUUCUUUUUUUUUUAAGAUCAAAAGAUUUGUGUUAUUGCUUUAUCGCGACUGCUUUGUAUUAACUAUGAAAUAGCUAUGAGAAAAAAAACUGCUGUAUGUAUUGGAAUAGCAAAACUGUGCUGCAAAUGUAUUUUACUUAGUAAUCCUUGCUUUAAAAAAAAAAAGAAAAGAAAAAAAAAAGAAUCAUCCAUGCAGACAUCUGGGCAGGCCGGGGGGGAGAUUAUCCCCCAUUUUGGAUUUUAAAACUGUAAUAUAGAAAAAACAGACUUUUCUCUGUUAUCAUUGACCUAAGCAUUUUGUACAGAUUUUUCCCUCUUUGUGUUAAAGCUGUUUUUUGAUACUUCCUUUUGAUGGUCCAACCACUGCCUUCUGUGGCUGUAUGUUAGAGAUUACCGCUCUGAGAAAAAGGGCACACAGGUAUAUUUCCUCUACGAGACGGAGAUAUCUUGCAUGACUAAUCCCAGGGUCACAGAGAAGGGGGAGGGGGGGGGAAAUAUGUUUUAAGUGGUCAGUAAUAAUAUAAGGGUGUAACAAUCUAAUGAUAUUUUAUAUGAAAUGAAUAGGAAAAAGUAAAAAAAAAAUAUGCAGUGCCAAGAUGUAAAGAAUAUUGUUAAAUGCUUUUUUGUUUCGUUCAUUUCACGCACGCAUCAAAGAUGUGUCCUUCUCAUCCAUGUCAUGUAGGUAUUUUGUUCGGCAUCAAGAUAUUUAUAUUUUUAUCUCAAAGGGUCAUUGUAAAUGAGUCAAACCAAGCACAGCGGACAGGUCAAAGGUCAGACGCCCUGCAAACUGCGGCCGUGUGGCAUCAGAUCCCCGACAUCACACGCUGGCAAAAAAAAAAAAAACGCCAUUGUUUCAUCCUUCACCAACCAUCCAGCCCGCUGUCAUCGUCCCCCUCUCUCACACACUCUCUCCAGAAAGAGGGGGAGGGAGGAUGAAGGGGGGGGGGGGGGCAGGAGCUGUCACGGUGCUCUCAUCCCGCAGCAGCUUUUCUAUCUCUUACUUUCUGUUUUUCCUUUGAAGAUGUACUCUGUAGUUUAUUUUAUUUUCUUUCUUUUUUUUAUAGAGAAAUAUUAUUGCUCAUCACUUUCCAUCAGUCUGUAACCUCCUCAUCAUUCCUCGUCUGUCUGAUGCAGACCACUCUGUUGUAGUCAGUGGCGAUGACUGACGUGAGCAUUCUAAACAUGCAAUAAAAUGCUGGUUGUUCAGAU